Molecule: messenger RNA, 1356 nt
Organism: Poecilia latipinna (sailfin molly)
Lineage: Eukaryota; Metazoa; Chordata; Actinopteri; Cyprinodontiformes; Poeciliidae
Gene: pcna
Product: proliferating cell nuclear antigen
Exons: 6
Coding region: 240-1022 (260 amino acids)
Biological process (GO): leading strand elongation; mismatch repair; regulation of DNA replication
Cellular component (GO): PCNA complex
Molecular function (GO): DNA polymerase processivity factor activity; DNA binding
Source: RefSeq, a predicted model, not a curated record
UAUAAAACUCCUGUUAGCGCGCGCUUACAGCUCAAACUUCUCAACCUGCUGUCGGAGUUACCUGUGCUGAGUCAGAGUCAGCGAGCAACACAAAGACUUUACAGCCAGAGGAGUUUUCUUUCCCUCCCGCUUAGUUAUAGCUCUACGCUGCUGCUUCUGUCUCCACGGAGUGACGCUUUCAGGCGGAAAAUUACGUUUUUCUCUUCGGUCUACGCAGACGUAAAUACUCCACAGCAAACAUGUUCGAGGCUCGCUUGGUCCAGGGCUCCAUCCUGAAGAAGGUUCUGGAGGCGCUGAAAGAUCUGAUCACAGAGGCCUGCUGGGAUGUCAGCUCGUCCGGCAUCUCCCUCCAGAGCAUGGACUCGUCUCACGUCUCCCUGGUGCAGCUCACCCUGCGGCAUGAUGGCUUCGACUCUUACCGCUGCGACAGAAACUUGGCGAUGGGGGUCAACCUCAGCAGUAUGUCAAAGAUCCUGAAGUGUGCAGGAAACGAGGACAUCAUCACCCUCAGAGCAGAAGAUAACGCAGACACACUCGCUCUCGUGUUCGAAACCCUCAAUCAGGAGAAAGUCUCAGAUUAUGAAAUGAAACUGAUGGACUUGGAUGUUGAGCAGCUCGGUAUUCCAGAGCAGGAGUACAGCUGUGUGGUGAAGAUGCCCUCUGGAGAGUUUGCCCGUAUCUGCCGCGACCUUUCCCAGAUCGGCGACGCCGUCAUGAUUUCCUGCGCGAAGGACGGCGUGAAGUUCUCUGCCUCCGGAGAGCUGGGUACCGGAAACGUCAAGCUGUCCCAGACCAGCAAUGUGGACAAGGAGGACGAGGCUGUCACAAUUGAGAUGAAUGAGCCGGUCCAGCUGAUCUUUGCCCUGAAUUACCUGAACUUCUUCACAAAGGCCACGCCGCUGUCAAAAACUGUCACCCUCAGUAUGUCUGCUGACAUUCCCCUCGUGGUCGAGUACAAGAUUGCUGAUAUGGGACACAUCAAGUACUACCUGGCCCCGAAGAUCGACGAAGAGGCUUCCUAAGUCGUCUUCAUCACAGUAAAAAGAGAGGAACUGAAGACUGGAUGCAUCCCAUGUGACUGAAGGACUCUUCUGGUUUGUCGGCUUUGAAAGAAGAGCCGUCGGCUGUUUUUCUCUCUGUGAGGAAAAAUUCAGCAGCUGGUCCAAGUCCUGAUGUCACCCGGUUUAAAUUCCAGCACUUCUGGCCUGUUCUUAAAUUUUCUCUUCUGUCUUGGACGGAAAACCAAAUUUCAAGUUCUUUUUUGUAGAUAACACACUUGUAAAUAAGUCCUGUGGUUUUCGCACUGUCGGUCACCUCCAGAUGUUUUUGUAUGAAUAAAAUCAGUCCGAAAACUGA